This is a messenger RNA of Didymodactylos carnosus, 1608 nucleotides long. Lineage: Eukaryota; Metazoa; Rotifera; Eurotatoria; Philodinida; Philodinidae. The record is from the annotation of a GenBank genome assembly.
AUGGCAUCUGCACAAACAUAUUUAUUUCAAUUUGGUGGUCCAAUUUUGAUUCUCAUUGGUACUGUAGGGUCCAUAUUAAAUCUAAUUAUAUUUAACCAAAAGAAUCUAAGAAAAAAUCCAUGUUCAAUCUAUUUUAUUGUAUACAAUCUUGCUAAUUUUGUGUAUAUUUAUUGUUUAUUAUUUUCUUUAACAUUAGCAGUUGGAUAUAACAUUGAUCCUAGUGCACACAAUCUGGUUAUUUGUCGUGUACGCCUUUAUAUAAACGUUUUAUUCAAUGUAUUAAGUCCAUACUAUUUAAUUUUGGCUUCGAUUGAUCGAAUUUUGGUGACUUCACGAAAUGCUCUUACACGACAGCGAAGCACUCGUCGUCUAGCCUUUAUAUGUGUUACAGGUGGAACAUUAUUUUGGGCAUUAUUUCACAGUCAUGCAUUGAUUCUCGCGAAUAUUACACAACUUGGCCCUAUAUCUUUUUGUUAUUUUCAACAAGGUGUUGAACUCACUUUCGCAGGUUACUAUUCGAUUAUCAAAGAGCUUUUAGCACUAUCAUUAAUGAUAAUAUUUGGAUUAUGGGCCAUCACGAAUAUACGAAGUACACACCGCGUUACGGCUGCUACUACUUUAUCUGUAAGCAAGACUCUCGCAGAAGAUCCAAUUCAUGUAACUACAAAAUGGCGAAACAGAAUGUUAUCUAAAACAGCACAAAUGAUAAUGGGUCAACAAACAGUCAGUUUACAAUAUUUAGCCGAUGUUAUUGAUGAUGAGAAGUUAUCGAAGAUUGAUCAUGAAUUAAUAAUAAGCGAUUUAAAUCCUAGAGAUCGUCAAAAUUUUCAUUCAUGUUUAAAAAUAACAUCUGAAGAUGUAUCACAAAUUUUACGUGAUAAUUCUGAUACACAAGCAAUUUAUGUGUAUCUUCAAUUAUUAAAAUAUAUUGUUGUUGCUUAUGUUUAUAAGUCUACACCUAUCAAUGAUCGUUUAUACUAUUCGUGGUUGGUUGUUUUCGUUUCGGUCAAUGUGGAUAAAAUGCAAAUCAUAAAUGCACAUGCAUUAAGCGGUUGCUGUUCAACAAGAGUAAACUUCACAAUCGAUGAUUUUCUUCUGCGAGCUGAAAAAAUUGCGAUAUUACAUCAAAUUGAAUGUAUCGAACAAUCGAACGAUCAAGAGAAUCAUUUAAUAUUUCCUGUCCAUCAUAAGCAUAAAAAAGAUAAUUUAUUACCACUUCAAAAUUUAAUCAAUAUUGAUGAUUUGGACGUCGAAGAAAUUAUUUCAAAGGCAUAUAAACAAGCAAAAAAAUAUAUUGAUCCCUUAAAAAUGUCAACAUUGUUGAGGCAAAAUCAUGCAUAUGAGCUAAAUGAUUUAAGUACAAAUGUUAAUAACUAUUUGAAAACAACAAGUAAAAUGAAUGAUCGUUUCGGAUUCGAUUUUCAUUCCGAUGUGGAUGAAAACACAUCAACUGAGGAAGAUGACAACGAUGAUGAUGAUCAAGACCAUAAUUGUGAUUCCGAGAUAGCAGACGAUGACGAUGAUGAUAAUGAGAAUAAUACAAUUGCAAUGGAAAAAAUAGUAUUUAAUGGAAUAAGAAUUAGAAAUUCAAUUGAUACAAAUUUUUAA